Molecule: messenger RNA, 1436 nt
Organism: Drosophila novamexicana
Lineage: Eukaryota; Metazoa; Arthropoda; Insecta; Diptera; Drosophilidae
Gene: GIIIspla2
Product: phospholipase A2 hemilipin
Exons: 2
Coding region: 106-831 (241 amino acids)
Biological process (GO): phospholipid metabolic process; arachidonate secretion
Molecular function (GO): A2-type glycerophospholipase activity
Source: RefSeq, a predicted model, not a curated record
AACGUGCGAGCACAUAAAACGCCAGCGUCUCGCAGUCGAAACGACACUUGAGUAGGAAGCGUGCCGCAGCGCGAAACCUUAAAAGAGAAUACGUUAUAGCAUUGAAUGAAAAACUGUUUGACUGACAGACAGAUUGACAGAAUGGCACCAAAAUUCGCACUGAAAUGCAAUUACAUUUAUUUGUUGAUUCUAAUUGUGUUCGCCUGGCAGCUGUGCGCGGCUAAGCAGCUGCCUUUGCCUGCCAAUGUCGCUGCCGCUGCAAGUGCAGCAACAACAACAGCAAAAACGACACCAACACGAACAAGCAGCAGCAGCAGCAGCAGCAGCAGCGCCCAGCAACUACGUCACGAAUCGUACGAUAUUGAUGACGACAAUAUUGCAGACGCACACAUGGCCCCCUCGCGCAGACGUCGCCAGGUGUCCGAUUGGUUCAUAGCGCCCAAUACGCGCUGGUGCGGGCGCGGCAACUUGGCCAAUGGCACAUACAAUCAUUUGGGAGGUGCAUCGCUGGCUGACAAAUGCUGUCGGAAGCAUGACCACUGCAAGAUUUACAUACCGGCCAUGUCUAAUCGUUACGAGCUCUUCAAUUAUCGCCCGUAUACGCUGUCGCACUGCAGCUGCGAUCGGCGUUUCCGCACCUGCCUCAAAAUGGCCAGUGACGAGGACGCCAAUACGAUUGGCAAGCUUUUCUUCAAUAUGGUGCAAACGCAGUGCUUUGUCCUUAAAACGGAAAAGGUGUGCCAGCAGCGAGGUACAGGCAUCGACUCUGACAAAUGCCUGAGAGAGGUGGUGAGCCACAAGGCCUACCUCAAAAAUAACAAGAAGUUUUAAGCGCCGCCGCAUCAGUUAAGCCGAAAGUAAAUAGCAUGUGUGUAUGUAAAACGCAGCCAAAAACCCAAAGCCUGUUUUCUUGCGUUGCAUUUCGAAUUACCUGCCAAAUCUAAUUUGCCAUUAAGUUUGAAACCUAUUGGUAAACUAAACUCACAGCACAGAUGGGCGUAACAACUUAAGCAUUGCUUAACUUAAAUCUCGUACUUACGGACACCUUAUUACUAAACUAUACUCUACUAUACCAAUACACAGUUUUACGUAUUAAGCUGUCUACUUAGAUGCAUAUAUGUAUAUUCGAGCGCUGUUAUACGUUAUGCGUAACGUAGCGUAACGGCCAAAUCACAUAUAACUUUUACGUAUUCGUAGUUUAAGCAUACGAACAUAGGCUGCCUGUAAAACAAAGUUUUAAAUAGUUUGUAGCUAACAUAGUCGAUCUAGCAGUUAGUUCAAAAAUAUAACAAAAUUAUUCCCCCAACUUCCCUAAGUUAUUAAGUGUUGUGGCAUACAAUAUAUGUACAACAUACAACAACUGAGUUGCCUUGAUUUUAAUUAUGCUCUACGUUUAGUCUAGUAUUUUUUAGUGUUUAAAAAUUUACAAAAACAAU